CAAUAAUUUGUCGGCAGCCGCCCAGAAUGCAAUUCGCGUCACUCAACCGUCCGCAUCGAACAAACCACCAACCGAGCUUCUCUGGCCAACGCCCGCGCCGCAACACCACUACGCCUAGCUUCCGUUCGCCCAUUGCCGUCCUAGCAUUCCUCUUGCCCUUGUGCUAUCCUCUUCUUGCUGUGCCGUGACCUCGACCGGGGAAACUGCUUGUUUUUCUGCAAGGAGGCAGACGCGUUCUGACCUGCGCAAGCUCGCCGUUACGUUGCCCCGCAAGUACCACAGUAGCCGCUGCUGCCCACACGCCUAGCGCUACCCUUGCCUCUCAACAUUGAAGUCCCUCGACCUAUCCAGACGGCAACAAGAUCUUUCCGGAUGGCUGCCCUCGCCCUCUAGCACCGACAAACCAACUGGCCCGUCCCUGUCACCACUUGUGAUCUGCCAGUCCCCUCAUAUCGGCGGUCACAUCUGGUGCCGCCACGAUGGGCAUCUCCGGCCUGCUUCCCUUGCUCAAGUCGAUCCACAAACAGACGGAACUGAAAAAAUUCUCUGGCGAGACGUUGGCUGUCGAUGCCUACGGAUGGCUUCAUCGCGGCGCCGUCUCCUGCGCCUUGGAGCUGGCACAGGGGAAGCCAACGCGAAGAUAUGUUGACUUUGCCAUGCACCGGGUGAGGAUGGUCAAGCAUUUUGGUGCAGUCCCCUAUCUGGUUUUCGAUGGGGACUUUCUGCCUAGCAAGGCCAUGACCGAAUCCUCACGUGCCAAGCGCCGCGAAGAUAGCAAAAAGGCCGGUAUGGAGCUUCUCAAGGCUGGUAAGCCUGCGCAAGCCUACCAAGAGUUCCAGAAGGCCAUCGAUGUGACCCCUGAGAUGGCUCGCAAUCUUAUCGAGGAGCUCAAGAAGGCCGACCUGCCCUAUGUCGUAGCCCCUUAUGAGGCCGACGCCCAGAUGGUCUACCUGGAGCGCCACGGCUAUGUCAGCGGCAUUAUAUCGGAGGAUUCGGACCUACUCGUAUUUGGCGCCAAGCGCCUGCUCACCAAACUUGACCAGUACGGCCAAUGCAUCGAAAUAAACCGCCGCGACUUCUGUUCCGUCCGGGAGAUCUCCCUCACCGGAUGGACCGACGCCGAGUUCCGACAGAUGGCCAUAUUUAGUGGCUGUGACUAUCUGGAUGGCCUCAGCGGCAUGGGCCUGAAGACGGCUUAUCGGAUGAUCCGGAAGCACAAGACCCCGGAGAAGAUCAUCAAGGUGAUGCAGUUUGAGGGCAAGCGUCGCGUCUCGGAGAACUACCUCGCUUCCUUCAAGCAGGCCGAGAUCACCUUCCUUCACCAGCGAGUCUACUGCCCGGAGAAGAAGCAGCUCGUCCUCCUUACUGAACCAACCUCGGGGCUGGAUGUCGAGGAAAUGCCCUUCAUCGGCGGCAAGGUUGAUCCCGAGAUGGCUCGGGCGAUCGCGGUUGGAGACGUCAAUCCCAUAACAAAAGAGCGCAUCAUACUGCCGGCAGCAGUCGCGCCUUCAGGACGUCGGAGUCUUGGCGCCACAGCACCAGCACCGGCUCCGAGCAGACCGCUGUCGAAGCCCAUCGACACGUACUUCAGCAUAGGCCACCAACGAAUCCCAAUGGGCGAGAUGGACGCCAACUGCUUCACAGUUGAUCCUCAACAGGUAGCUGCUCUCACGGACCAUGGGCUGGUUCCGCGUGUGUUCCCUCUGCCUCGACCCUAUCUCGACGAGGCUAGGGACGCCGCCCCUUCCGGUAUCCCGCGACCUUACCGGGCGGGGCCGCAACUGAACCGUCGGCGUACCGAGCCUAUUUCGAGCCUGCUUGGCAUGGAAGCGCCGUCUGCAGCAAACCGUCGGCGCACUGCGGGACCACCCGUCAGAACAUCAGACGACGCAGACUUGGUUGACGCAUCGCCGUCUCCUCGUAAGAAGGCGCGGCUCUGCGGCGAUGAUGCAUCUGCCGGUGCAGCUAGUGCUUCCCCUUCGCGCCGGAGCAAGUUUUUCACGAAGAAAACGACGACGCCAAAGAAGCUCAAGAGGAGGAGCGCUCCAGGGUAUCUGAUGUCGGACGACUCCAUCGACGAUGUUCUCCUCAGUCUGCCCGAGUUCGGAUCGUUCAAUUCGUCACAAUCUGCCAAGCCGAGAAAUUCUAUGCCGGUCUUCAUGGACAGUCCCGAAAAGGGGACGAUGAGCCCUGAUGUUGUGACAGGAACGCCCAUCAGGCGUUUGGACAGCGACAACAUCGAGGUCCUCGCCAGCUCCCCUUUCCGGCCUGUAACCGAACCUGCCGAGAAGGAGGCAGCUCUUGUGGACACCGAAAAUGACCAGGGCGACUCGAGUAAGAUUCGUGCGGCCCUGGAUCAGUUUGCCUAUACGCCAGGGGCCCCUGCCCCCACAAAUGGAGGAACUAAGAUGGCGUUCGGACUCCCGACUCCAUCAUCCAGCAUCGUGGGGACAUCAGACGACCGACCGACCAAGAUGACUCUCGGACUUCCAACUCCCGCCUCGAGCGUUGCUAGUAGCGCCGGCCUAUCGGCCGCAGCGGCGCUCAAGAAACGUGGGCCUUCGGCCUCAGGGACGCCCAUGCUCACUCCACUACAGCGCAUCGGCGCCAACGCAAUAGGCCGACGGAAAGUCAGUGCCCCAUUGGCUGUGUCGCCGGAUGGGAAAGCACAGGAGCGGCAGAGCAAACGGAGGGUAUCUGGACGCGUCGGUCCGCGGAGGAGUCUGCCGGCAGCACCGCCCGUCAAUCCAUCCUUUGUGCCCUUGCCCAGGGUUGACCUUGACGAAGUGGACGCACUGAACCGACCUCAAGGGACCGAGGACCAGAUCAUCCCCGAUAGCGACGAAGAGGACGACGAACCCCUGUCUCCUGGCUUAUCGUCGGGCCGGAACAUGAACUUGGCUAGGUUUCUCUACCGCUGACAUUAUUCGUAUCAUUUACAAGGUUUGAAGACUUUUUUUUUUGCCUUUCUUUCUGGGUAUGUCCCAGGGUUGAGAUUAUCCCGUUCCCUCCGUUCGCAUGUAUACCCCUAUUGUUGUAUUGUAGCAUCAGGUGGCGAUUACAAGGCGUCCUGCACAUCUCGGGUGCGCUUUUAUGUUCUGGCAGUCUUCUUCAGAACUUUAUACAUUCGUCACGGCCUUUUAGACUCACCUUGGCCUUCUUCGUGUCAGGUGCCUUUUGCACACGUCAAAUUCACCAGACCCUAUUUUCCUGAGCGUAUGGCAUGGGCCACUUUGAAACGACUACUCUUGGGUUUGGGAUCAUCGGUUUGGGGCGUACGGCGCAUGUAGAGGAAAACAUCACAUGCAUCCCAGGCAUGGGGCUGUUGUUAGUGUCAUGAGAGCAUUCAAUCGUUGCUGAAGA
Messenger RNA from Gaeumannomyces tritici R3-111a-1, 3363 nucleotides. RefSeq names its product exonuclease 1. Gene Ontology annotation, biological process: mismatch repair; DNA double-strand break processing; DNA recombination. The transcript has 3 exons. Bases 480 to 2921 code for a protein of 813 amino acids. The record is from RefSeq and is a predicted model, not a curated record. Gene Ontology annotation, molecular function: DNA binding; metal ion binding; 5'-flap endonuclease activity. Lineage: Eukaryota; Fungi; Ascomycota; Sordariomycetes; Magnaporthales; Magnaporthaceae. Gene Ontology annotation, cellular component: nucleus.